CCAUGUAUUAACCAACCUUAAUUUGUUUGUUUUUCUCUUUCAGAUUUAAUUCUAUUGAUUGAGAGGAUUAGUUUAGAUUUGAUCGCAGGUUAGACGUAGUUUCCUUGCAGAGCUGAGCUAUAUACACUAUGGAGAUAGAUAAGUCACAGGAUGGAUCUGCUGAAAAGCGCAAACUUGCCGCGUCAGAUGACGUUGACCCGAAAAAGUCUCGUAGCUCUGAAGAUGGAAAUAAAAACAUAUUUCUGGCGAAGGUGGUUCAACUUAAAAAACCCACGGACAAGACUAAUCGUAAGGUUGUUCACGGGAUCAUGGAGGUGCUUGAAGGGGAGUUUAAGGGGUUAAGGGGGUUCUUCCAGGGCUCCAACGGAUAUGUUUGGGGACACUCCUUGUCCCGGGCAAACCUGAUGUAUAACAUAAGACCAGGGGAUGUUUUCACGGUGGAGGCGUACCGGAAGACUGUAACAUCUGUGUACGGGAAUGUAACAGAUACCCAGGAUAUUCCUCUAGUAUUCAAGAAAUGCUGGCUAGCAAUUCAGAGCGAGGAGCCUCAGACUAGUUCAGAGAAUGUCGAGUUCAGUUCCUGGCUUUCUGAUCGAGAUCUUACAGAACACGAGUUCAAAAAGUGGAUUCAAGACAGGUUACCCCCUAAACCUUAUUUCCCUCUACAAUCCGAAGUAUACGAGGGCGAGCUGGUCAGCCUGAUCAGAGAUACUCCUAAGUGUGAGGGUGGCCUUGUAAAGAUAGUUGACGGAUCUCUCAAGGAUAAAACUGUUCUGUUUGAACGUGAAGAUUUCUAUGUUUGCGGAGUCCAUGUAGGAUCAGCUGAUCUGAGAAUGCUGCUCAGGCCGGGAGAUAAAGUAUCUCUACAGGUGCAGUUUAUGACAGGACGGGAAAGGCAGUUGAAAGGAAAGAAAUAUCCUGUAAUAGAAGAACAAGAAGUUAACUACACAGCUCUACUAGCUUUUAUAGGAAGCAAACGGCCUCGAGGACCGAAACAGCUGUCGAAAGAAUCCACAGAACUUCGAGAUUUUCUCGAGAAACUUGGUUUAGAUGUCGAGGAAUUCGAUGGAAUGAGAUCAGCAGAGCUCGAAACCACGAGCUCCGGGGCCCAACAACAACAAGGAGGUAUUGGUGGUGUGAGCUCUACCCAAUCCCACUCAAGCUCCCAAUAUCCUCCUGGGAGCUAUGGUAUACCCUCCCUUCUCCAACUCCCUCCAUUUUAUGGAGCCGCUAUCACAGCUUGGAGCCCUCACAUGCCAGUUCCUUCAGAUAUACCUCCGAUGGGUGCUGGUCAAUUGGAGCAACUGGCGAAAUGUGGAGUAGUUAUUGCCAGAGCUAUCGUCGUGAACCAGUUGAAGGAGGAGACUGGGAACAUCAUCAACGUCGGGGAGAUCAUCGAGACAGAGGAGGAUGUCGAGAACGCGAUUAAGAUGGGCAAAUGGCUCACAGAAGCGAUUAUUGCUAAGAUGCAGACUCACUUACAGGACAAAGUUAAGACUAAGCUGGGUCCAAACUUUGGCAGCAUUCUCUCAACUCAGAAGAAACAAAUUGAGGCUGCUGUGACUGCUAUGACCCCUCAAGUUCAGCCACCUGGGCACGGUCAAGGUCAAGGUUAUCCUGAUGGUCAACAACAACCUGUUGUUGACUCUGCAACACUGAGUCUGAUAGAACAGCAGAAUAUUGCUAAGAAGCUUCUGGAAUCUGAUAAACGAGCUGUGAAACAGAUGUUACCGGAUCUUAAAUACUCUAUGGAUGCUUCAGGAAAGGAUAGAAGGAGACAACGAACCCCUGAGCUGGAACCUAGAGAACUAGAGGAAGAGAUGGCAAUGUCCCCCUUAGAGCUUAUCAGAAAGUAUGUGAUCCUGAAAAGAAGAAUCCGGGAGGGAGGUUCAGAUAAAACAAUCGUAUUCGGAGAUCUCAGAUAUCCUAAAGAUAUGAAAGUGAACUUCCGUAUAAGUAACAGCUACGAGUUGACGGGUGGACCUAAAGAGUAUUACACUCUCGAGUGUUUAUACUUCUUCGCCAGAAAUUUAGAAACAGAUCACUCCCUUUAUGUUCGCAGGGCUUUAACUGAUGCUAUCCCAGUUGUCCGUAAACCAGAUAGAGAUAUUCUUAUCCAGUAUUUAACUGGAAAAAUGGAGUUCUGUCCAAAUGUUGAAAAUAUAACAUUCAGUGAACUCAACCCUGGCAUGGUUCUACCGGAGCAGAAGAUCAGCUCCAGGAGGGAGCGGGAACAAGCGAGGGAGCCAAGGAGGGAAUCUGUGGCUCCAAUGGACUCCAUAUCUCAAGCUAUCCAGAUAGUGUCUGAGAAGAUGAGUAAGAUAGAUCCGGAAGCUGGAGAAAAGUGGAAGGAGGAGCCAGGAAGUGCCAUAGAGAAAUGGAAAGCUAAAAACAACCUGAACGACGUCGGAAACCGCCGAGACGGUGACGGCGGGGCCCGCCGGGACGGAAAUCGGCGAAGUAACGAGAGGUCAAGAUCAGAUCAGCAACAGGGGUUCCCGAGUCGGAUCAAUCCGUUCGAAACUAAUCCUGGUUUUAAUCAGGAUCAGUUUGCAGGCCAGAGGAAAUCUAAAUUUGAUGAGCAGCCAUUUCAAGUUGGCGGUAAUCAGGCUCAAAAUAUGACAGGAAAUGGGAUUUUGGGCAAUCCUGGAUUCUCCGCAAUGAAUCCCGGAAAUAUGAACUUCAAUUCCGGAAAUAUGAACAUGAACAUGAUGCCUGGCAAUAUGAAUCCAGGAAAUAUGAACAUGAACCAGGGAAAUAUGCCAGGAAACAUAAACCCCGGACAAAUGAACAUGAACCCCGGAAACAUGAUGAACCCCGGAAACAUGAACAUGAACCCCGGAAACAUGAACAUGAACCCUGGAAACAUGAACAUGAACCAAGGGAAUAUGAGCAUGAACCAAGAGCGGCCUGGCUUAGGUCCAAUGUUCACCCAGUCCUCUCAAUCCAAACUUUGGUGAACAUUUACUUUUCUGUACGCGGCAUUCAAAACACGUGUAAAUGCAUAAAAUAAGUUUCCUUUUGCAAACUUUGUUUCGAACAAUUUUUACAUUUGAGAUAACAACACAACGUUUCCAUAAAAUUGUACUCUAACUGCAAAUUAGCUUCAGAAAAAUAUAGUUUUCAAUCCUUUUA
Molecule: messenger RNA, 3135 nt
Organism: Eurytemora carolleeae
Lineage: Eukaryota; Metazoa; Arthropoda; Copepoda; Calanoida; Temoridae
Exons: 22
Coding region: 129-2960 (943 amino acids)
Biological process (GO): transcription elongation by RNA polymerase II; positive regulation of transcription elongation by RNA polymerase II
Cellular component (GO): Cdc73/Paf1 complex
Molecular function (GO): RNA polymerase II complex binding
Source: RefSeq, a predicted model, not a curated record